Achroia grisella is the source of this 312-nucleotide messenger RNA. Its product is annotated as histone H4-like. Gene Ontology annotation, molecular function: structural constituent of chromatin; DNA binding; protein heterodimerization activity. The record is from RefSeq and is a predicted model, not a curated record. Lineage: Eukaryota; Metazoa; Arthropoda; Insecta; Lepidoptera; Pyralidae. Gene Ontology annotation, cellular component: nucleosome. Bases 1 to 312 code for a protein of 103 amino acids. Gene Ontology annotation, biological process: nucleosome assembly. The transcript has a single exon.
AUGACAGGCCGUGGAAAAGGCGGGAAAGGUCUGGGUAAAGGUGGCGCCAAACGUCACAGGAAAGUGCUCCGCGACAACAUUCAAGGAAUAACGAAGCCUGCUAUCCGAAGAUUGGCGAGGAGAGGAGGAGUCAAGAGGAUAUCGGGUUUAAUUUACGAGGAAACCCGCGGCGUGUUGAAGAUAUUUCUAGAAAAUGUCAUCCGCGACGCGGUCACGUACACAGAGCACGCUAAAAGAAAAACUGUGACCGCCAUGGAUGUUGUCUAUGCUUUGAAGAGGCAAGGACGCACGCUGUACGGUUUUGGUGGUUGA